UCCCGGUUGAAGUUGUUCUUCUGCGGUGGAUUGAAAUGUGUAAAAACAAAAAACAACAAAAAUAACCUGCAGGUUGUUAACAAAUAUCGUUUCAGUAAUAAACGCUAGAGUUUGGUUGCGCGGUUCACAUUCGUUACCGCUUUUAAUGAUAAUUCUCCAUUGAACGUGUUAAACAAACAAAAACCCCGUUUGGUGGUAACAACCAAUGUGACGACUCUUAACUCAUUCUUUGUGGGUUAACUGGCUAAUACAUAAAGCAGCUAGCAUUACCCGCCCGGAUGCGGUGAAAGCGCCUGGGGAAGCUAACGGCAGCGCAGCUUUUUGCUACGGACGGGCCUCGAAAAGGAGUUCGGAGGCACACUGAAAGAUGUCAGGCUGUCGGCAGCAGCAGCAGCCCGGUGCUGCUUCGGGAUCUGUACCGGGAACGAGCUCUGCGAGUACGGCAACUCCUAUCAUUGCUAGUAAUGGGGGGAGCAGCGCUAAUGCUAAUGGAAGUGCCAUUUCUUCACGAAGUCUCGGAUCCGGGAGCGAGGCGCAGCUACUGGGCGCACAGAGACCCAGUUUAUCCGGCGCCAACUACAGCAAGAAAAGACCUCUAUAUAACGGUCUUAUUAAUCCAUAUGAAGAUAAGAGUAAUGAUUUUGUGUGUCCCAUAUGUUUUGACAUGAUAGAGGAAGCUCAUAUGACUAAAUGUGGUCACAGUUUCUGUUACAAAUGUAUACGGCGGAGUUUAGAGGACAGCAACAGGUGCCCGAAAUGUAAUUACAUUAUUGACAAUGUGGAUCAGCUGUACCCCAACUUCUUAGUUAACGAGCUGAUCCUCAAGCAGAAACAGAGAUCCGAAGAGAAACGACUAAAACGGGACCACCCUAAUGGAACCAAAUGGCAGUUUUUCCAGGAUGUUCUUGGCACAGAUCAGGAGCAUCUGGAUUUAGCAAAUGUCAACUACAUGUUGGAACUGCUGGUGCAGAAAAAGAAGCAGCUUGAAGCGGAAUCACAAGCGGCUCAGCGUCAAAUCCUGAUGGAGUUCUUGAAAGAAGCUAGGAGGAAUAAGAGAGAGCAACUGGAGCAAUUACAGAAAGAACUGAACUAUUUGGAAGAGGACAUAAAGAGUGUUCAGGACAUGAGUGGGCUGUACUCACCAGUUAUUGAUAUGGACCCCAAUUUGGACAGCACUGUUCCCCAGUUUGGAGAAGCACACUCUCCUGCACCCAGCAGUAGCAUCAUUGAGCCCACUGAGUAUAUCCAGCCUCCGCAGUUUGGAGGAAGCUCACAGGGUAAAAGACAGACGUCAUACAAUAGCACUCUGGCCUCUCGGAGAAAGAGGCUAACUGCACACUUUGAGGACCUGGAGCAGUGCUACUUUUCCAACAGGAUGUCUCGAAUCACAGAUGACAGCAGGACUGUUAACCAGCUGGAUGACUUUAUGGAGUGUCUCUCCAAAUUCACACGUUACAACUCUGUACGCCCUUUGGCCACUCUGUCUUAUGCAAGUGAUCUCUACAAUGGUUCUAGUAUUGUUUCUAGCAUUGAGUUUGACCGUGACUGUGAUUAUUUCGCCAUUGCUGGUGUCACCAAGAAAAUUAAAGUUUUUGAGUAUGGAACAGUUAUCCAGGAUGCUGUGGACAUUCAUUAUCCUGUCAACGAAAUGACAUGCAACUCUAAAAUAAGCUGUAUCAGCUGGAGCAGCUACCACAAGAACCUGUUGGCGAGCAGUGACUAUGAGGGAACAGUGAUUCUUUGGGAUGGGUUUACAGGGCAGAGGUCAAAGGUUUAUCAGGAGCAUGAGAAGAGAUGUUGGAGUGUUGAUUUUAACCUUAUGGAUCCUAAACUUUUGGCUUCAGGCUCAGAUGAUGCAAAAGUCAAGUUGUGGUCCACUAACUUGGAUAACUCAGUCGCCAGCAUUGAAGCCAAGGCCAAUGUGUGCUGUGUCAAAUUCAGCCCAACAUCUAGGUAUCACCUCGCGUUUGGCUGUGCAGACCACUGUGUCCACUACUAUGAUUUGCGGAACACUAAGCAACCCAUCAUGGUCUUCAAAGGUCACCGCAAGGCUGUGUCCUAUGCCAAGUUCGUCAAUGGAGAAGAGAUUGUGUCUGCCUCCACGGACAGCCAGCUAAAGCUGUGGAAUGUGAACAAGCCCCACUGCCUGCGCUCUUUCAAAGGCCACAUUAAUGAGAAAAAUUUUGUAGGUCUGGCCUCCAAUGGAGACUAUGUAGCAUGUGGAAGUGAGAACAACUCCCUAUACCUGUACUACAAGGGGCUCUCCAAAACAUUGCUGACCUUCAAGUUUGACACUGUGAAGAGUGUUCUGGACAAGGACAAGAAGGAGGACGACACUAAUGAGUUUGUCAGUGCCGUAUGCUGGCGGGCUUUACCAGACGGGGAGUCCAAUGUGCUGAUUGCAGCCAACAGUCAAGGAACAAUCAAGGUACUCGAGUUAAUUUGAAGGUCUACUAGAAACAAUCAUCAGAUGCUUUUGUCAAACCAGAGGAAUACUUCAAACGGAAUGUGACGGAGCACAAUUUGGGGGGAAAAAACUCUGGACUCGAACACUGAUAUUUUCAAAAAGACGUGUGCUCCAGUAUCAGGACCGUUUGAGACCUCCACAGAGUGGAUGUGGACAUUUCUGGUGGAAAGUAAAUUGUGACUCUACUUUUAAAAGCCUCUUUUGGAGUAAAAUGCUUAUUUAAAGGCAUUAAUAAACAAAGACCAAGCCUUCAGUGGAGGCAAAUGUGACAAAAGUUAGAGCUAUGUGAGUACAAAGCCAAAGCACAAGACCAGAACACAAUGAAAUGCUUUUUGUUGUACAAAUAAUCAAUUGCUACAUUAUUCAUUCUUUUGAGCCUGUAGUAUCCAUAUAUUCUUGUCGUUUGAUACAGUGUCUGUCUAUAAAAUUUCCACUCUGUUUGGCUGAUGCCGCUGGACUCUCCAAAAUAAUUACUGGGCCUUCUUCAGUUGAUAUGUUGCUUAUGUCAAGGGACCUCGAGACUUGACUGCCUCAUGCAAAUAAGGCAGAUUUCCUUUAAAAUGCUUUGUAGGUCGUGUGGAAAAGAAUAUACUAAACUGAUUUUUAACUUUAAUGUCAUUAGUUGCCAUGACUUCCUUAUUCUUUUCCACCUUGUGGACAUAUUUUGUCCAACAUGGGGAUGAAUACGAUGUUAUGAUGACACUAUGUAUUCUCUGUUGGGAUUAUUUAACAAUCGCCCAAAAACAUUGCUGCUCUUUUUAUCAUUAAAUUUCUGUACAAGUAUUAUUUAUUUUUGUAAUUUAUAGAAACUUUGUGAACUUCACACCCAAUUAUAGAGUGUAGGUUUUUUGGAGCUUGGACUUAUGUUGCAUCCCAGUAAUUCCCUUUUUGUGUACUCAUUCUAUGAUUUUAACCCAUUCAUUUGAAUGAAUAAAUGAUUCUCUUUGCAUCUU
This is a messenger RNA of Ictalurus furcatus (blue catfish), 3420 nucleotides long. It is a transcript of the gene cop1, whose product is annotated as COP1 E3 ubiquitin ligase. The transcript has 20 exons. The coding region runs from base 368 to 2446 and encodes 692 amino acids. NCBI's taxonomy places the organism in Eukaryota, Metazoa, Chordata, Actinopteri, Siluriformes, Ictaluridae. Gene Ontology annotation, molecular function: protein binding; ubiquitin protein ligase activity. Gene Ontology annotation, biological process: proteasome-mediated ubiquitin-dependent protein catabolic process. The record is from RefSeq and is a predicted model, not a curated record.